AUGGAACUUUCGAGGGAAAGUGAGGAUGAUUUCCUAUACUGGAAAUACCAUCCAUCAGGUAGAUAUACUAUUAAAACAGGAUACUACUACCUGACAAAGGAACUUGGGUUAGAGAGCUCAACCUUCUUGGCAAGGGAUCAAGACUUUGUCAAGCUGUUAUGGAAAAUGAAGUUACAACCAAAGUGGAAGCUCUUUCACGAUGGGAUAGCUGUCAAAGUAAAUUUGGCUAAGAGGGGAUUUCAAAUUGAUACAGUAUGUGAUCACUGUAGAGCUGGUAAUGAGGAUAGCCAACAUCUGUUUAGGUUUUGCACUCAGGCAAAGGAAGUUUGGGACUCUGAACCUCUAAAUAUUUGCCUUGACUUUUACAGGUCUUUCUCUUUGAAAAGAUGGAUCCAACACUAUAUCCUGCUCUUCUAUAGCGAGGAUGGUAAGCAUGGUACCCGUAUUGCUUUGUUCAUUGCGACGCUUUGGGGUUUGUGGAAAUCAAGGAAUGAGAGAUGUUUCAAGGAAGUGGAUGGGACGACGAGCCGAGUAAAAGAAUUUAUAUACCGUGCAAUGCAGGACCAUGAAAUCCUUAUAAAUCAAGACAGUUUAGCAGAUGAAUCGGAGGCAACAAGUAGGGAUAGUUCAGACUUUCCACCGGGGUUCAAUCAUGUCCAAUUAGGGAAAGAAAAUGGGGGUUUUGAUGAUUUUGUCAUGGAGACAGAUGGUUCUUGGGAUAAGAAUACUACAAGGGAAGGGAUAGGAUGGGCGGUUAAGGUAAAUAACAAAGGAUAUGCCCUUGAAGAGGGCGACAAACAUGGGGUAGUAGCGUCAGUCAUCCAUUGUGAAGCAUGGGCUUGUCCGGAAGCAAUGAAAUGGGCUCGUGCUAAGGGGAGACAGGGAAUCCUAAUCUUUUCGGACUCAGCUUCGUUGUUGAAUAAUCUACAGGAUACGAAAAGGAGAAAGGUCUCGAUUACUUGGAUUAUCAAGGAGUUAAGGAAGAUAGGGACGGUGUUCCAGAGAUGCACUAUUUUAAAAGUUCCUAGAGAGCAAGUUCAAAGAGCUAAUGACAUUGCAAGACAAUGCCGGGUUAAUUUAACGAAUUAG
Molecule: messenger RNA, 1089 nt
Organism: Chenopodium quinoa (quinoa)
Lineage: Eukaryota; Viridiplantae; Streptophyta; Magnoliopsida; Caryophyllales; Amaranthaceae
Exons: 1
Coding region: 1-1089 (362 amino acids)
Molecular function (GO): nucleic acid binding; RNA-DNA hybrid ribonuclease activity
Source: RefSeq, a predicted model, not a curated record